Messenger RNA from Sorghum bicolor (sorghum), 1558 nucleotides. RefSeq names its product galactinol synthase 2. The transcript has 2 exons. The record is from RefSeq and is a predicted model, not a curated record. Gene Ontology annotation, molecular function: glycosyltransferase activity. NCBI's taxonomy places the organism in Eukaryota, Viridiplantae, Streptophyta, Magnoliopsida, Poales, Poaceae. The coding region runs from base 138 to 1154 and encodes 338 amino acids.
UCCAUCCAUCCAUCGAGCACCAACAAGCCACACACACACACACACACACGUACGUACAGAGAGCUAGCUAGCUAGCGCACGAGUCUUCUUCUUCUUCUAGAGAUCGACUGAUCGACGACGACGACGAACGCAAUAUAAUGGGUCCCAACUCGUCGGCGCUGGGCAAGCAGCAGCAGGCGGCGGCGGCCAUGGCGCCGAAGCGGGCGUACGUGACCUUCCUUGCGGGCGACGGCGACUACUGGAAGGGCGUGGUGGGCCUUGCCAAGGGCCUGCGCCGUGUCGGCGCCGCCUACCCGCUGGUGGUUGCCGUGCUCCCCGACGUGCCCGAGGAGCACCGCCGCAAGCUCCGCGACCAGGGCUGCGUCGUCCGCGAGAUUGAGCCCGUGUACCCGCCCGACAGCCAGACGCAGUUCGCCAUGGCCUACUACGUCAUCAACUACUCCAAGCUCCGCAUCUGGGAGUUGGUGGAGUACGAGCGCAUGGUGUACCUUGACGCGGACAUCCAGGUGUACUCCAACAUCGACCACCUGUUCGACCUGGAGAAAGGCAAGUUCCACGCCGUCAUGGACUGCUUCUGCGAGAAGACGUGGAGCCACACGCCGCAGUACAAGAUCGGCUACUGCCAGCAGUGCCCUGAGCGCGUGGCGUGGCCGGAGCAGGAGCAGGAGCAGGAGCUUGGCCCGCCGCCGCCGCUCUACUUCAACGCCGGCAUGUUCGUGCACGAGCCCAGCCUGCGCACCGCGAAAGACCUGCUGGACGCGCUGGUGGUGACGCCGCCGACGCCGUUCGCGGAGCAGGACUUCCUCAACCUCUUCUUCCGCGACGUCUACUCGCCCAUCCCGCCGGUGUACAACCUGGUGCUCGCCAUGCUGUGGAGGCAUCCCGACAAGCUUAAGGUGGUGCGGCUCGACGAGGUCAAGGUGGUGCACUACUGCGCCGCCGGGUCAAAGCCGUGGAGGUACACGGGGAAGGAGCCCAACAUGGACCGCGACGACAUCAAGGCGCUGGUGGCCAAGUGGUGGCACAUCUUCGACGACCAGACCCUCGACUACAACGGCGGCGAGGCGGCGGCGGACCAGGCGAGUCUGCCGCUGCGCCAGGCCCUGGCUCAGGCCGGCGCCGUCAAGUACUUCCCCGCGCCGUCGGCUGCCUAGGCGACGCCGGUUGCAUGCAGGCCGGCCGGGACGACGACGUGCCAAGCAGCUGGGCGAAUCGGUCGGCCGGCUGGUGGCUCCGGUCCUCUACUACUGGCGCUCAACGAGGCGCUUAAUUAUUAUUAUAUUAAUAAUAAUAUGGAUAUGUGUGGAUUAAUUAGCGGUCUACAGGUUUUGGAAUUGUAGACAUUGGCCAGCAGUACAAUCGCUCAUAUAUAUGUUUCGUUAUUUUAGUUUUGUAUGUGGUGAAAUGAAAACCAAAGAAGAAGAAAAAGAGUUUUGAUUUUUUUUUUUAGCUUGAGUAAUUAGGUACGCAUGCAGUGUUGGGAUCUUCCUGCUAUGUACAUCUGCAAAGACAAACAAGCUAGCAUUUUGAAGCUAAUAAAUCUUUUAGUUUUGUAUAA